Fimicolochytrium jonesii is the source of this 2274-nucleotide messenger RNA. Its product is annotated as kinase-like domain-containing protein. The transcript is spliced from 3 exons. Gene Ontology annotation, biological process: protein phosphorylation; intracellular signal transduction. Gene Ontology annotation, molecular function: ATP binding; protein serine/threonine kinase activity. Gene Ontology annotation, cellular component: cytoplasm. Lineage: Eukaryota; Fungi; Chytridiomycota; Chytridiomycetes; Spizellomycetales; Powellomycetaceae. The coding region runs from base 148 to 2274 and encodes 708 amino acids. The record is from RefSeq and is a predicted model, not a curated record.
AGCCAUCGCUAUAGACCUUAAACACUGGUUGUCUUACCAGAAGUUAAAUGAGCUAGCCGGUGCACUUUACCAUAUGCUCAAGGUUGACCCAGCGUUCACCCAGGAAUUUCGUCUGCUCUCAGAUUUCACCAAUCACCGCUAUACAGGAUGCCACCAAAACAGGAUGCGCUAGCCGUGAAUACCACCCGCGCACGACCCCGCUCCGCCUCUCCCCGCUCAGGUCUGGGCAGCGCAAGCCAUCGUCGUCUGACGGAGCUCAUCCCACAAGCGUUUUCCAAAAACACCGAGGAGAGAGGCAGCGAGCGAAUGCUAGGCGAGGUCCUCGAACAACUGUCGCCUGUCCUCGCACCGUCCUCCGGCCCAUCUUCACCAUCCCGAAGCAACACCCCAGUUCUGAAGAGCAGGAGCAGCGAGGAAUGGGAUGCGGCGUUGGGGGAGUACCGCAUCCUGAGAACCAUUGGAGAAGGCAGUUUUGGGAAAGUGAAGCUUGGUAUCCACCGCGCGACGGGUGCAUAUGUCGCCAUCAAAGUACUGCCGAAUCUGUCUGUUCCCGGUGCAUCCGCCAGCUCCAAGCCGCUAUCGCAACAGGAACGAGACGCCAACACUCCGACGGAGACUGACCGCAUCCUCCGCGAAAUCCUGAUCUUGUCGCAUUUAUCGCAUCCGAAUAUAUCGCGCUUGCUGCAGGUCGUUGCGGCGCCGGAUGCGAUCUUUCUGGUGCUGGAGUAUGAGAGCGGAGGCGAGCUGUUCGAUUAUAUCUGCAAGCAACCAUCGGGGCGUUUACAGGAGACGGAAGCUCGGGGUUUCUUUAGGGAGUUAUUGGGUGCGAUACAGUAUUGCCAUGCAAACGGGAUCGUACAUAGGGAUUUGAAGCCGGAAAACAUGCUAUUAUCGGAAUCAGGGCAUCUAAAACUGAUAGACUAUGGAUUCACAAACGUCAUCCGCCCCGAUGGCCUAUUGGAAACAUUCUGCGGCUCCGUCUCCUACGCUGCGCCGGAGAUGAUCGCGCGAAAAAAAUACACCGGCGCGGAGGCAGACGUCUGGUCUCUGGGGGUGAUUCUAUAUGUGAUGGUGUGCGGGGUAAUGCCGUUCGACGACCGGCAUAUGGGAAGGAUGUUUACGGCCAUCAUGAGUGGGAAAUACAGAGCGCCCGAGGGGAUCAGUGAAGAAUGCAAAGAUGUGAUCAAAAAGAUCCUGCAAGUGAAGCCCGCAGACCGGGCGACUCUCGCUGCUAUUCGGGACCAUCCCUGGACCACUGCGGACGGAACACUCCCGCCUAUCCACUUCUACGCACCCCAGACCGCGAAAGGCGAGAUUGGACCAUACCAGUUCGAACAGAACUUGGAUGCGAGUGUUAUGCAGGAAAUGGAGAAGUUGGGAUACGAGGAGGAAGAUGUGAGGGAUGCGGUGGACAGUGGCGAGCCCGGCAGCAUCUAUGCGUGUUAUUGGCUUUUGAAGCAACUGAAUGCACGGGAAGGAACGAAUGCAAAGCAGCAACAGAGCGCUGGCGUGAAAGGGGCGACGUCGCAAAAUCAGAUACCGGACGGAGAGGCCAAUAGGCCUCUGCAGCUCGUGAUUCCUGAGAGUCAUAGUCCAACGUUCGCAAUGACCCCGACGGCAGAUGGCGCGUUGAAGGAUGGCGGUCAGCGCCUCGAGUCUGCCGUACCCAAUCCCUUCACCCCACGUACGGCGCAAGCCUUCUCCCUUUCCCCAGCAGAGGCCCUCUUCUCCCCUCCUUCCGCCGCCCCUACAACCUUCACAACCUCCUUUCAAUCCUCCCUUCUCCCUCGCGCUGCCAAAUACAACUACGACUCCCAUCACGGUGGUGCUCCGUCCACGACCUCGUCCUCGUUGCUGUCACGGAUACGGCAGCAGCCGCACGUCCAGCCACCCUCACGCACGACGCAGUCCCCAAGCGUCAGGGCCUCCGAGCCGCGGACCCUCCUCCUCCCAAUCCGCAUCCUCACGCAACUACGCAACAACCCCGCGAUCACCAUCGACCGACGAUCGCCUACGGUGUAUACCUGCACCGUUUCCCCAACGAAUCAGAAGAGGGCGUCGGUGGGCAGCCCGCUGGAUGCCGCGACGCCGGAGUUGGCGAUGGAUAUGAUUUUGGGCAAUCUGGUGGCGGACGAGCUUGCAAAGGAAGACGCGGGGAGGAGGUUCGAUGUGGAGAUUGUCGACGAGCAGUGGUUGAAAUGUAGGGAGGAUAGUGGGGACUUGGACGGGAGAGGAGACUUUGAGGCGUUUUUGAAUCUCUUGGUCGAGACAUAG